CCUGGCGGCCUAUAGAGGCCGCGGCGCCUGCGCCUGCGCAGUCAUUCUUCCUCAGGCGGCUGCCAUGGCGGGACAAGAGGAUCCGGUGCAGCGGGAGAUUCACCAGGACUGGGCGAAUCGGGAGUACAUUGAGAUCAUCACCAGCAGCAUCAAGAAAAUCUCGGACUUUCUCAACUCUUUCGAUAUGUCUUGUCGUUCAAGACUCGCAACACUAAAUGAGAAAUUGACAGCCCUUGAACGGAGAAUAGAGUACAUUGAAGCGAGGGUGACAAAGGGUGAGACUCUCACCUAGAGCUGUGCCACGCUGCUGCUGGGAGUCGCUGUACAGAACUCUGGCCAUGUGGGAAAGGCCCAGCAGCCUUCUGCGCCUCCCCCUCUUCUUACAGAGCAACAGGGCUUUUUCUUGUUUUUCUUUUUUCAAAAGUGGCCUUUGGGCUCUGCUGUAUGCACCUGGGAUGUGAUGUGGCAUGGGGAAGAAGUCCAGGGAACCUCUUGGAAACAUCUUUAGGCAUUUGCCCUUUUCAGUAACAUUGUUUGGAACUACUUGUCAAUGUGUUUGAGGUGUUCAGAGGCGAGCCGGGACUCUGUUAAGUCCCCCUGCCUCAGUCUCUUUCUCUCAGACUUCCCUCCGCACUGGCUGUCAACAGUCCAUCUUCUCUCCGCCCGUGACAGGAGGUGGGGGCCAUCCUGACUGAGACUCUUGUGCCCUGCAGUGUGGUUGCCAAAAAAUGUUGUUGCUAACCCACCAAUUUCUUAUUCUGGGAGGUCAAAGCCAGGCCCCCAGUUGGCUUGAAGGGACAUUUUCAGUUUUCUUUCUGUCACUUGGGGUAUCUAUGGCUCUUGUACUUCCCUAAUAAACUCCACUUUACCUGA
Messenger RNA from Microtus ochrogaster (prairie vole), 873 nucleotides. RefSeq names its product BRICK1 subunit of SCAR/WAVE actin nucleating complex (gene Brk1). NCBI's taxonomy places the organism in Eukaryota, Metazoa, Chordata, Mammalia, Rodentia, Cricetidae. Gene Ontology annotation, biological process: actin filament organization; regulation of actin polymerization or depolymerization; cell motility. Gene Ontology annotation, molecular function: protein-containing complex binding. The record is from RefSeq and is a predicted model, not a curated record. Gene Ontology annotation, cellular component: SCAR complex.